GAACCUUUACACACACGCGCGCGUGUGUGUACGGCAAAUCCACUUUUGCCACGGUAUUUCACAUACGCGGGAAAUCACGUCGCAUUUUUAGAAACCUCCCAUCGCACAACAAUUACAAAAACGAUUUAAGGAAUAGAGAAAAACUGAUCGGAAACCAUUUCCCCGAGACCGCCUGUUCGAGCGGUACCGAAAAGUGUUCAGUAGUUGUUGUUUUUUAUUUAUUUAUUGUUUUUAUUUUAUUUAUUUUACACUUGGAGACUGAUUUUUUGGUGCGGUAGCCAUACCCGUGUUGGAUAGUACCGACGGAACAAAUUUCACAACAAGAUGGAACCCGCGAUCAGCAACUUGGAAGAAAAUAUCACCGCCAGCAGUUACAUGCGCGACAUUACCGAAUUCAGACAGUUUUUCUCGUGGUACGACUACACCAUAUUCGCAUCGAUGCUAGCAGUGAGCGCCUCGAUCGGCGUGUACUUCGGAUGUUUCGGCAGAAAACAGAAGAGCAAAGAGUACUUCAUGGGAGGGAAGAAAAUGAAGGCGGUACCCGUCGCCAUAUCUCUAGUCGCUAGUCACACCUCAGGGUUUUCGCUGAUAGCUAUCCCAGCUGACGUAUACGAGCACGGUGCGUCUCUACUGAUCAGCAUCAUCUCGCUGGUGAUCUUGGGCGCCAUCAUGGCCUACGUGUUCCUCCCAGUAUUUUUCUCGCUGGAAAUAACCAGCACCUACGAAUACCUCGGCAUGAGAUUCGAUCAAAGAUGUCGCAAGUGGGCCUCGGCGUUGUACAGCCUCUCAGUGAUCGUUUACUUGCCCAUGAUCAUCUACGGUCCGGUCCUGUCGUUUGCCGCAGUUACGGGGAUUGGGGUCCACGUGUUGACUCCGAUCGUAUGCGGAGUCUGCAUCUUCUACACCAGCCUCGGGGGUUUGAAAGCGGUCGUAUGGACCGACGCGAUCCAAUUCGUCGCCACGGCGGGCACCAUGGUGACGGUAGCCAUCUUGGGGGUGAAAUCCGCGGGCGGAUUCUCCGAGGUUUGGCAAACCUCCUUGGACAACGGUCGGUUGGACAUUUUCAAAUUCGACCUCGACCCUACCAAAAGGGACACCUUCUGGACGAUCGUCGUAGGGUUGACGAUCCAUUGGGCGUCGUACACGGCGACCGAUCAAGACUACACGCAAAAGUUCUUAGCGGUGGCCACUUUCAAAGAGUCCGUAAGGACGGUGUUCAUGUACUGCGGCGGCAUGAUCGUGGUGAAGAUUAUAUGCGUGUUCACCGGACUGCUGAUAUUCACCAGAUACUCAAAGUGCGACCCGUUGGCGAGCGGCGUAAUCGAUAAGAAGGACCAACUUCUCCCGUACUAUGUACUCGACGUGGCAGGCCAUAUACCUGGCCUAUCCGGUCUCUUCAUCGCCGGAAUCUUCAGCGCCGCUUUGAGCACUAUGUCGUCCGCGCUGAACGCUCUAGCCAGCAUCAUCUACGAGGACUUCCUCAAAUCUUUCAUGGGCAAAAAAAGCGACCAAGCGACCAGUUACAUCUUGAAACUGAUUGUGGUGGUGACCGGAAUCGUGAGCACCUCGAUGGUGUUUUUGAUACAGUAUAUGGGGGGACUCUUCAGCGUCGCCAUCACCCUAAUGAGUGUCACGCAUGGACCGCUAUUCGGAAUGUUCGUUUUGGGUGCUUUGUUUCCGAAAUCCAACGGCAAGGGAGCGUUUUGGGGAUCUUUCGUCAGCCUGAUGGCGGUCAUCACCAUCAUCACCGGCACCGAAAUCUCGACUUUUAUGGGCUACAACGACCCGCAGCAGCUUCCGGUGUCGGUCAGCGGUUGCAACUCCACUUUGGGGUCGGAUCUCAUACUCAAUUCCACACUGACCUACGACCUCACGUCAGACGCCAAGCCUUUCUUCCUCUUCCGCUUAACGUUUUACUGGUACACUUUCUUGGGAAUGGCAAUAACGAUCGUCUUGGGGGUAAUCAUCAGCUACAUCGUGGAAGAGGAGGAUGCGCAUCCCGUGGACAAGUGCCUCGUGAGCCCGGUCAUCCACUUCCUGCUACCGAAAUCGGGAAAGGAGCAGGCGGGAGAGCGGCCCGCAUGGGAGUACAAAUACGAGCCGGUCAAGAAGAUCGCCGAGGACGUGUCGAUGACGAGCGACGACAACGACAAACCGAAGCAGUAUUUUUAAUUCCUCGAAUAAAUCGUUUAUUUUUAUAA
Messenger RNA from Cylas formicarius (sweet potato weevil), 2201 nucleotides. Its product is annotated as sodium-coupled monocarboxylate transporter 2-like. Gene Ontology annotation, molecular function: symporter activity. Gene Ontology annotation, biological process: transmembrane transport; sodium ion transport. The transcript has 8 exons. The coding region runs from base 325 to 2172 and encodes 615 amino acids. Lineage: Eukaryota; Metazoa; Arthropoda; Insecta; Coleoptera; Brentidae. Gene Ontology annotation, cellular component: membrane. The record is from RefSeq and is a predicted model, not a curated record.